AUGAGCAGCCCUACCACUCAGUGGAACCCCAGUGGUUGGGGGGUUUCUAGGCGGGUGGUGGCUUCUUAUGUGCUGGACUGGGCAUUAAUACUGUUAGCUCUCGCUGUGGGCCGCAUCUUGAAAUUCGUAGAACCAAACAGAAACCCAUUCUCGCUCACAGACCCGAGCAUAUCCUACCCAUAUAUCGCCAAGGAAGCCGUUUCUUCCAGUGUGCUGGUCCUGAUUAGCGUUUUUGUUCCCGCAAUUACCAUUCUUCUACUGAGCCUUCUUAUUGUCCCCGGGCUCACAGCGGGAAAGCAUGUGCCCGCCUCAUUAGUAUGGCGGCGCAAACUAUGGGAGUGGAAUGCUGGAUGGAUGGGGUUGGGUCUUGCAAUCGGAGGGGCGUAUGCGGCUACAGAAGCACUGAAGGUUAUCUGUGGGAAACCUAGACCCGAUCUGAUCAAUCGCUGCAACCCCGAUAUACCCAAAAUUGCAGUCAAUAUAGUUGGAGGGCUGGGGAGAAGACUCAGGGGCGCACCGCUUCUAGUUUCAUAUAAUAUCUGCCAGAAUAAAACGACAAGACUCACCAGAGAGGGUUUCUUGAGCUUCCCUAGUGGGCAUGCUUCCAUCUCCUUUGCCGGCCUAACAUACCUAACCCUCUGGCUCUGUGCAAAACUCUCCAUUUCAAUCCCCUACCUUUCCCCACGUCCCUACACCCAGGAUAUCCGGGAAACCGCCUUCUCAGUCGGCAGCAACUAUAUCACACACCCACCCUGCUCCGACGCCCUAUACCCCAGGUCCUCCCAUCCUGUCAACCUAAAGAAUAAAUCCUCCCCUACCCCACUCCGAGACCAAUCCGCAGCCCCGCCAAUCUACCUUCUCCUCGUCGCCGCGGCACCCAUCGUUGCCGCUGCAUAUAUAUCAUCCAGUCGCUGGUUCGACAACCGCCAUUUCGGCUUCGAUAUCCUCUUUGGCGCCCUGCUGGGGAUUUCUUUCGCCUGGUUGGGGUUCCGCUGGUAUCAUCUGCCGUUAAGUUCGGGCGCGGGGGGAUGGGCUUGGAGCGCACGCAGUCCCGAGCGCGCGUUCUAUGUGGGGAUCGGGGUUAAUGGGUAUGCCGGGGGUGAGAUCGAGAAAGCGGGUAGUGUGUUUCCUCUGCAAACGGAUAGUGCAAAUGAAUUGGUCCAUAGGGCGGAGAGUGAUGUUUGA
Molecule: messenger RNA, 1185 nt
Organism: Paracoccidioides brasiliensis Pb18
Exons: 3
Coding region: 1-1185 (394 amino acids)
Biological process (GO): phospholipid metabolic process
Molecular function (GO): phosphatidate phosphatase activity
Source: RefSeq, a predicted model, not a curated record